AAAUUUUAGAAAAACAUUUUUAAAAAAAUUCUAAAACAAAAAUCAUGGAUUACUCAUACCUAAAUCAAGCUGCCGCAACAUUCGACUCAACCUGCCUUCAAUCAGCAAUGGAUCCCAGUGGACUUAACAUGCCAUGCUCCUACGGCGAUCUCACAUCGUGCAAUCAAAUGUCACAAGCAGCAUACAGAUAUACAGCAGCUGCUGCAUCAAUGGCUAGGAGUUAUAAUCCAGUAUCAGUGACUGGUGUUGGACCUGGCAAUGCACUUCAUCAUUCUGUACCGCCGGGCACUCAGUGCUCUGUUAUGGGAUCGAGACAGGAUGUUCAUCGUGCUGCAAUGUUUCCGUCGUCAAUGAAUUUGCAAUCUGGCCUUCCAUACAAAGUCUACACAGGACACGACUCGGUGCUUAGUGAAAAACGCAAACAACGUCGAAUACGAACAACAUUUACAUCAGCACAGCUGAAAGAGUUAGAGCGAGCAUUCCAAGAGACUCAUUACCCGGACAUUUAUACGCGAGAGGAGAUAGCAAUGAAAAUUGACUUAACUGAGGCGAGGGUUCAGUUAACCUCAAAAUCCCAACAAAGUCACAUGAUGUACCUCAAAAAGUUAACAAACCUCCUUCAAAUCACAGUCAUCCUGCACCUCAUCCCUCCAUCAACCCAGCUAGACAAGAAAUGCUCAGAAAUCUUCUACAAUCACGUUCAUCCCUAUCACUGUUGUGAAUAUCCAAUAGCAGACACCAAAAAGACAAGCUCUGAUCACUGCUAUAUUGAAUGUCAGCAGAGUGACAACUUCUGUUGCAUCUAUAACUGCAUACAUAAGGAAUUUAGGAUGUUUGACAAUGGAAUGGUCGCUGUUGAUGGAAGAUUAAGUCAUUAUGAAUCAGAUUAUCAGAAUAAGAAGGGGAUGAAGGAGGUUUGGGACACGGUUGUGAGGAAAUCUGUGGAUACUUUAAAAGUGGAAACAAAGCCGAAAGAAGACUGCAAAAUGCCGGAAUUCAUUUACAUGGUGUUUGCAUGUCAACAACAUUUGAACUUCCUAAGCUGUCCAACCUUUAAAAAUACAUCAAUUUGUAAGAAAGCUUAUGACUUAGUCAAGAAUAAUGAAGAAUGUGUGCUGAAAUAUGAAAAUCAUAAGUUUAUGAGGCAAGAAUUCUGGUUCAUUGAUGAAAUUUCAGAGGAAAGUGAUGAGUUGGACUGCAUUAUUUAUCAAUUAUUUUAA
Molecule: messenger RNA, 1220 nt
Organism: Chironomus riparius
Lineage: Eukaryota; Metazoa; Arthropoda; Insecta; Diptera; Chironomidae
Source: the annotation of a GenBank genome assembly